Messenger RNA from Serpula lacrymans var. lacrymans S7.9, 5526 nucleotides. RefSeq lists its product as uncharacterized. The record is from RefSeq and is a predicted model, not a curated record. NCBI's taxonomy places the organism in Eukaryota, Fungi, Basidiomycota, Agaricomycetes, Boletales, Serpulaceae. Bases 133 to 4677 code for a protein of 1514 amino acids. The transcript is spliced from 20 exons. Gene Ontology annotation, biological process: post-translational protein targeting to endoplasmic reticulum membrane. Gene Ontology annotation, cellular component: TRC complex; membrane. Gene Ontology annotation, molecular function: protein binding; molecular adaptor activity.
GAACCUGUCAGUGGGAGUCCUAUGUUGAUCAUGAUCAUCGUUGUAAUUGUAGCAUGUUAGGACAACAACAGCUAACGACCACAUUUUCUUCGCACCCAUUUAUCACCCACAUAUACAUUGGAACUCACGUCAAUGGCAGGAGUGGACUCAGAUACUCUAGUCGUAGAUCUAGUUUUCACAGUUUUAGAAUUCGAUAUCAACGUACCGCAUCAGACGUUUUCCCGUCUGUCCUGGCUUGUCGCGAAGGCCAAUAACUGCGAACUUGGUCGAAUUGGUAUCAAUGCUUCUGGCACGAUAGCUUGGGGCGAGACCUUCACGUUCACUGCAGUCCAUACGUCGAUCUUAUCAUUUAGCGUAUAUGGGUUUUCCGACAUUGAGGAGUCCAGUGAAGAACUGCUACUCGGCGAAGGAAAUAUCACAGUUAGUGAUAUGCUAACUCGUAGUAACGAUGGUGUAUUUGCUGGGAGAAUGCUAAUUUACGCGAGCGUAUUUCCCUGGGCUCAAGGUUUCCGGUUCCUUCACCUAGUAGAACUUACAUAUGUAGUUGAUAUGCAACCAGACGUUGAAUGCGGUAACUCUGGUACUUACCUGCUGGUGGCUUUCCUGGUCCCUCUCUGGUGGCGAUGGGGUCUCAUUCACGUAGUGUUUGUGGCUAGCUUCUUAUUCUGGUUCCGCAAGAAAUUUUAUCUUGACGGCUUGAUAAAUCUGGCGGAGGCUCAUUCAGACCGAUAUUGGCGGACGGAGAACAGUGGAGACUUGAGCUUAGCGAUAAAACUAUGGGAAAGUGCUAUAUGUGUUGGUUCAGCAUCCCAUCCCAUUUAUCCCUGGUUCCUCGACAAACUGGCCGACUGUCUGACAGCUCGCUUUGAGCUUUCAGGGGACCUUCAAGAUUUGGAUGACGCCAUUGAACGACGCCAUACCGUACUGAUGUUACAUCCAUCUGAACAUACGGACCAUUCUUUGAUGAGGGACAAGUUUGUUGGUGCAUUUCUGUUUCGUCUUGAGCAGCUGCCCCCAGAGCAGUUCAAUGAUGCAGGCCCUCCCGGUGAUCCCACCCCGCUUUCACUAUUAUAUGAUCUUGCAACCGCUCUCCACGCUCGAUUUGAGCAAAGAGAUUAUGGUCCUUACCUCCAGUUAGCCAUCAGCUACCUCAGCAUAGCGCUGGAGCGUUCGUCACCAGGACAUCCUGAUCGCUCUUCGUCGCUCACUCAUCUCGCUAUCGUUCUUCGGACUCGCUAUCGACGCCAAGGAGACCAACAGGACCUUGCGCUAGUGAUUCACUAUCAUGAAAUUGCCCUGGACCUCCGGCCACCUGGCCAUCCCGAUCGUUAUUCGUCAUUGAGCAAUUUGGCUGAUGCUUUACUGCUUCGCUUCAGAGAUAAAGGAGACUUUCAUGACGUUGAGUUGGCAAUCGAGCAUGCUUCAAGUGCCUUACAUCUGUGUACAGUCAAACACCCCGACUACCCGUCGUGUUUGGAUAACUACGCCAAAGCUCUUUAUACUCGUUUCGGAGUUCAGGGCGAAAGUAGAGAUCUCGAUCUGGCAAUGGCCUAUUUUGGUAGCGCACUAGUGUUGCGACCACCGGGACAUCCUAAGCGUUCUUUGUCACUCAACAACCUAGCCAGGGCCCUACGUUCUCAGUUUAAACUGAGAAGGACCUUCGCGGAUUUGGACUUGGCUAUAGAUUGCUAUAAGUGUGCCCUGGACUUGUGUCCUCCAGGGCAUGCGAACCGCUCCCAACCCCUGAACAAUCUUGCUACUGUGCUGAUGACUCGUUUGCAGGAGUACGGGGACAUUCGAGAUUUAGAAUCAGCAAUUGACCAUUUAUAUAGUGCCCUGGCAUUGCGUCCCCCAGGACAUCCUGAACGCUCUUCCUCGUUGCUUGGCAUUGCCAGAGUUCUCAUGAUGCGUUAUGAUUUGCGAGGCAACACGGAAGACCUCGUCCUUGCGAUACAUUAUGACUAUUCUGCAUUAGAACUACAGCCGCCUGGACAUCCUCGUCGUGCGACAACCUUAAUGGGUCUAGCUGUAAGCCUUUUGCACCGAGGCACCCCCGAAGAUAUCGAGCUGGCCAUCAAGUACUAUCGCGACGUUUUGGAGUUGCGUCCGCAAGGGCAUCCUGAUCAUCACUCUUCAUUGCACAAUCUUGCCACGGCACUUUAUACUCGUUCCGGGCAGCAAUCUGGUAUUGGAGACCUAGAGCUUGCGAUCACCUACUAUAGCAAGGCACUAGAGUCGAUUUCGCCGAGGCACACUUAUUGUUCCUUGUAUCUCACCAAUUUGGCCGAUGCUCUUGUUUCUCGCUCAAAGCGGCUAGGGCAGCCUACCGACCUUACUUCUGCUUUCGGUCACCUACACGCUCUAUUGGAUAGCCUACCACAGGCACAUCCACUCCUCUUCAAUGUCUACAAAACCUUAAGCCGAGCGCACAGCUUGCGACACUCAGUCACCCAAGAACCAGCUGACCGGGAUGAGGUGUUUGCGUGUUAUAGGUUGGCUUCCACCCACCCUGCUGCAGGAUCCUGGAAUUGCUUAUUAGCCUCCCUAAAAUGGAUUGCAGCCAGUGAACAGCAAGAUCACACGUCGAAGCUCGAAGCUUAUCGAACUACAUUAAACAUCCUUGACCGACACGUUAUUGCAACUUCCUCCAUUCAAAGGCGGCAUGCAGCACUCAGACUAAUCCCCCCAAGUAUCAGUUCAGAUGCAGCGUCAUGCGCAAUUCGUGAAGGCCAACUCGAUGUGGCCGUAGAGUUAUUAGAGCAAGGCAGAGCAUUACUAUGGGCACAAUUGGCCCGAUUUCGCACACCACUUGACAGUCUUCGAAAUAUUGGAAGUCAUGGACAACAACUAGCCAGGAAAUUCGAGCGGAUAAGCAGGCUGCUAGACAGCAAACAUGCUUCAGAUUUGCAGAAGUCACACGAAUUUUUCCCCUCCGAACUUUCAAUAGCAAAAGAUGCUCGUCAUUAUCGGGAAUUGACAGAGGAUUGGGAGACAGUCGUAGAGCAAAUACGGCAGACCGAAGGCUUCACCCAUUUUCUCAUGUCUAAACCGUUUUCAGAAUUGCAAAGUGCAGCCUUACACGGACCGGUAAUUGUUGUCAAUAUAAGCAGGUAUUCCUGUGACGCUAUUAUUGUCUUACGGUCUGGGCCACCUCGCCAUCUCUCUCUUUCCCGCGUGACUUAUGAGGACAUCUCGUCCCUAUCGACAGAGUUUGCUUCUGUGCUGAAGAAGACUGCAGCUGUAGGCGAGGAAAGGAUAAGAGAGAGGCAGCUGAUACCUAUAUUACGCCAACUCUGGGAGUGCAUUGUUUUUCCCAUCGUGAAGCUACUCGGAACCAUUGAAAGUGAGGUCCCGAAAGGCUCUCGGAUCUGGUGGUGUCCCACAUCAAAGCUCAGCUCUUUACCACUUCACGCUGCAGGAUCAUAUCGCAGAAAACUUGAGCUCAUCAAGAAGCUGGCUCCAUCAUCGAUAUCAUAUUCACAACUUACGGGGAAUAGGGCCACUGUUGAUACUGUAAUUGAUGCAUUCCGAAAAAACGAAUGGAUCCAUCUUGCUUGUCACGGCAAACAAGACCUUUCACAGGCAUUCGAUUCGUGCUUCGCUUUGCGGGACAAAUCUUUGAGCCUCAUGGAUAUUAUACAUGCUGGUCUGGAUCAUCCUGAAUUCGCUUUUCUCUCAGCUUGCCAUACUGCAGCUGGUGACAAGGAUAUGCCAGAUGAAGUAAUCCACUUGGCCGCUGGGAUCCAAUUUUCCGGGUUUCGUAGUGUUAUAGGCACGAUGUGGGCUGUUGACGAUGCAACCGCGUGUCAUAUGGUUUCUCAAUUUUACUCCAACUUAUUUCAAGAUGGAGCCGACUACACGCAUGCCGCCGUCGCACUGGACAAAGCUGCGAAGACAGUGAAUAAGAAGGAAGUACCGCUAGAUCAAAGGAUAUAUAAAUUAUAUGUUACAGUAAAUACUAAGGGUUUCAAUAUGUCAGCAGCACCAACAGCUUCAAGCCUCAAAGAUGCAGGAAAUGCUCUAUUCGUAAAGAAGGACUAUGCUGCAGCCUACGCGAAAUACACCGAGGCAAUCGCAGUUGAUAGCGAGAAUGCUGUCCUUUAUGCUAAUCGAUAUCUCGAUGGUUUCUCUGACGCAAAAAAGGCUACAGAAAUUGACCCAACAUACGCAAAAGCCUGGGGUCGAUUAGCCACUGCCCAAGAUGCUUUAGAGAGCUACACGAGCUCUAUCGAAUCAUGGAAGCGGGCCAUUCAAGCCCUCCCCGAAACAAAUUUGUCACCAGCACAGGACCAACAGAAAAAGGAAUGCACCGCGGCGCUGAAAGCUACGACGGACAAAUUCAAUACCUAUAAAAACACUCCUCACGUCGGCGUUGUGGUUCCAAAUGCCGAACAAAGAAAGACUCCAUGGCAGUUGGCUCAAUAUAUGUUGCCGGAACUGCGGCGUCGCCAGAUGGAAACAGACUUCAAAGAAGGCGUCGAUAAAAUGAAGAAGGUCCAGAAAAAGCACGUAGGAGGAAAUCGGUAUAUGUUGGGUGGGAUGACCGGAGCCAUUGAACAACUAACAAACGGUCUUAUGCGCGACGUUCGAGUCUUUCACCUGGAUGACCCCAAAUGGAUGGAUUAUUACAAUCUGCAAGUCGAGCUUGAAGCUCAGAAGAGCAAUGCCAAUGCGUAGGUUCAUCAUGGGCCCGAGUUUAUCAUGGCGGAUGCUCAAAAACGGCAACGUGAGCGUGGAUGGGACGAUAUACGGUCUGCCCUGUCGGUCACUGUGUGUGCUUGGAUUAUGCGUGCCAUUAUAGCAUCUGGUUUGACCAAUGCUCAUCAAUCCGCCGUAGAAUUCCUGAAACGAGCUAUAGAGGUCAUUGAGACCGGUCGCUCAGUAUGGAAGGAUGCAUCCAAAGAGCAAAGAGGGACCAUUUUUGAAGACUCUUUUUCAAGGGGUGUACAUACUCAAUAUCUGGAAAUCUACAAGCUUGCUUCCCAUGAGGAUUGCGCCGCGUUCCCACUUGACACUAUCUAUGAAGAGGCAGAUGACUUAAUCAAGGAAACCCGUGCGAACCCCCUAAGCACCACUGCAGCAUACGAUCCUGGAUUUAUCUCAUCAUUCUCCAUAUAUCCGAUUGGAGUUGGACUCUCAAUGAAAGGAUACUAUCACGCUCAGUCUGCAAAACUUGCCGAAGACAAAAUAGCAGAGCAACUGCACCACUAUUGGAAGGCUGCUGAAUUUUACAUGGAGGCAGCCAGCGUUUAUCCGGAAGAUGAUGAGAAUCAUGUAUGGUAUCUUCAUUGUGCUCUGACUAAUAUGUGGAAAUGCGGAACACCACUGAGGACAACGCUAGAUGUACUGAAGCGCAUUCGUGAUGCGACCCCCAAAAUGCUGAAAAUUUGGGUGGAUUCAACGGCAGCGAAAGCAGGAAGGGAUCAAGCCUUGAAAACGGAUAUGGAAGCACUAGAGGCACUACUCAUGGAACUUGAAGCUGGAAAUGUCUCAUUGGAUGAUCCUAUAAUUCCGCAAUGGGUUUAA